CGACACGGCUGGAAACAUGAUGCUCACCUGCUACCCCAGCUCUCAAGGAAGAUAUAUUUAGGGACAACCCACUGGGCAAACACUGGUUGAAUCAACGUUAUUGUUUCCACGUAAUUUCAACGUUGAACCAACGUGGAAUAUAUGAUGAAUUGACAUCUGUACCCAGUGGGAAGGCUAAGUUCCAGAACGCACUGAGAACUGUCAAGUCAAGCCGUUUGCUUUCAUUUCCAUAUUAUGAAAGACAAUAGCGCCGGCAGCAGUGCUUAUUACUGCGCAUUUGAGUUGUGCGCCAUUCGGGUCACUGAAUCUCUUUUUGACUUUCUAUUAUGACGAGUCGCCGACGACAUCACAACGGAACGCACCUCAGCAGUAGAUGAUGGUUAAAGCUAUGUAAAAUAUUCCCAUUCUCGUCGGGUAAAGCGAUGCCUAGGCUACUGACAGAGAACCAUGAUUUGCAGAGGAUAUAUUUUGGAUAUUCUACUUUGCGAGAGCAAGAGUGUGUGGCUGUCUGUCAAGCACGGAGUCGCUUUGGCGCGCUAAAGCAUCGUGGAUAAGAUGAUUGUCAGUUAUUUCACGUAGCGAAGCGAACACCAAACAAAACCCACAGCUACAAAAUUCCACAUUUGUAGCGGACUUCAGAAAGACGGGUAGAGUGCGCGCCCACCGGUUGCUGUGAUGAAACCCUCUCCAGGCAACGGGGUGAACCUCCAGACUCAUCGAGAAGAAUUGGUGUCCAACGGAGGCUGCGGAAUGUCAGACACCGUGACAGCUGUCCAAACCGACACUGGUCCCGGAUCCCCCAUGACUGACAAGCUGGGAGCAGGAGGAGAUACAGACGCCAAAGGAAUCCCGCGGCGGAGCAGUAUUAUCAAGGAUGGUUCUCGUGCUGGUCGUGAGAGGAAGAAGACGGUUUCCUUCAGCAGCAGUCUCUCUGAGAGGAAGAUCAGCAGCGCUGCAGACUGCAUCAGUGCUAUGGUGAGGGGUACUGAGCUGCGGAAGGUGCGCUCCAACUCACGCGUCUACCAACGCUACUACCUACUGGAGUCAAGUCUGCAGGCCCUGCGAUGGGAGCCCUCCAAGAAGGAGUCAGAUAAGGCCCGCAUCGCCAUCUCCUCCAUCAGAGAGGUCCGCACCGGCCGCAACACAGAGACAUUUAGGACCAACGGCAUCUAUGACCAGAUCUCUGAGGACUGUGCCUUCUCUAUCAUCUACGGAGAGACCUAUGAAGCUCUGGACCUGGUAGCUAACUCUGCAGAGGUGGCCAACGUUUGGGUAACUGGCCUAAGGUAUCUGAUUCUGUAUGGGAAGCAUGCCAUGGAUAUGAUAGCCAGCAGUGAGGACAGCCUUCGUCUCGUCUGGCUAGCAGAGAUGUUCUCCUCUAAGGUUGUUUCAAAUGGACUCGGUGGAAGAGAGGAGGAGGGGAUCAGUUUGCGGUCGGCGGUAGGACUGAUCAAGAGUGUUAACCCUGGAGUGAGGAGUGGGAAAGUAGAACGCAGGUUUAAGGAGCUCCAUCGAAUCAAAGAGAGGACGAGGGGGGCUCGGACAACUGGAGUUGGAACUGAUGUUGGGGCUGUGGCUCUACCUGAAGCAAUGGUUGGGACUUCAGUUGUAGCUGGAGCUGGGACUGGUUCUGGGGAUGGAAUUGAGGUGGUCGGUAUAGGAGAUGGGGCUGGGACUAGAACUGAGGUGGUCGGUAUAGGAGAUGUGACUGGGACUAGAACUGAGGUGGUGGGUAAAGGAGAUGUGACUGGGACUAGAACUGAGGUGGUCGGUAUCGGAGAUGUGACUGGGACUAGAACUGAGGUGGUGGCUAAAGGUAACACAGACAACAGAAGAGGAGAAAUAGAGGACAGGGUCACCAAGGAGGAGUUCAUUGAGGUAUUUCACGAACUUUGCACCCGACCGGAGAUCUACUUCCUCCUUGUGCAGUUCUCUAGCAACAAGGAGUUCCUGGAUACCAAGGAUCUGAUGAAGUUCCUGGAGGCUGAGCAGGGCGUGGCUCAGGUGACUGAAGACACCAGUCUGGAGCUCAUCCAAUCCCACGAGCCGUCGGAGGAGGGCCGUCGCCAGGGCUGCCUCUCAUUGGACGGUUUCACCAGCUAUCUUACGUCCCUGGAGUGCCACUUGUUUGACCCGGAGCACAGCCAGAUGUGCCAGGACAUGAGCCAGCCCUUAUCCCACUACUACAUCAACUCCUCCCACAACACCUACCUCAUCGAGGACCAGUUCAGGGGGCCCUCUGACAUCACCGGCUACAUCCGGGCUUUAAAGAUGGGCUGCAGGUGUGUGGAGGUGGACGUGUGGGACGGCCCUGAUGACGAACCCGUGGUUUAUACUGGUUACACCCUCACCUCGCCUGUCCUGUUCCGCUGUGUCCUGGACGUGAUUGGGUGCUUUUCAUUCGCAGCGUCAGAGUGUCCUCUAAUCCUGUGCUUGGAGAACCACUGCUCCCCCUGCCAGCAGAGAGUCAUGCUCCAGCACCUGAGGAGAAUACUAGGGGAGAGGUUAUACACGGGACCCCUCGGGGAAGGGGAGGGGUACCUGCCCUCGCCCCAUGCCCUGAGGGGCAAGAUCCUGCUGAAGGGGCAGAAGUUGAAGGAGGGGUGUGGUGAGACGGAGGGGGAUGUGACUGAUGAAGACGAGGGGGCGGAGAUGUGCCAGAGGAUGAAGGCUGGUAACAGUGAAGGAGCAGGAGGGGAGGGGGGACAGAAAGGUGGCGGGGGGGGUGUUACUAGUAGCGUGAAAACCCUGACCCCUGCUCCUCCCUCUAAACGGUUCCAGCUUCUGAAGGAGCUCUCGGACUUGGUGACUCUGUGCAAGUCAGUACGUUUCACAGACUUCCAGAAGUCUUUCUCAACCCAGAAACCCUGGGAGUUCUGCUCGUUCAACGAGACCCUAGCGGUGCGCUGCGCCAGCGAGCGCCCGGGAGACUUUGUCAACUACAACAAGCGCUUCCUGUCGCGGGUCUACCCCAGCACCAUGCGCAUCGACUCCAGCAACAUGAACCCACAGGACCUGUGGAAGUGCGGUUGCCAGAUUGUGGCUAUGAACUACCAGACGCCUGGGUUGAUGAUGGACCUAAACAUCGCCUGGUUCCGCCAGAACGGGAAUUGUGGGUAUGUGCUGCGACCCACCAUCAUGCGACAGGAGGUUUCAUAUUUCAGCGCCAAUACAAGAGAAUCUGUGCCGGGUGUGUCCCCUCAGCUGCUCCAUGUUAAGGUGAUCAGUGGUCAGAACUUGCCCCGUCCGUGUGGUUCUGGAGCUAAAGGAGAUGUGGUGGACCCGUACGUCUACGUGGAGAUCCAUGGUAUCCCUGCCGACUGUGCCGAGCGCCGCACCCGCACAGUGGUGGAGAACGGAGACAACCCCAUCUUCGACGAAAGCUUUGAGUUCCAGAUCAACCUGCCCGAGCUGGCCAUGGUGCGCUUCGUGGUGCUUGAUGAUGAAUUCAUAGGGGAUGAGUUCAUAGGUCAGUAUACCAUUCCCCUGGAGUGCUUACAGCCAGGCUACCGGCACGUACCAUUACAGUCUCUGAUGGGGGAGGACCUCCCGUACGCCCGGCUGUUCGUCCAUGUGGCUCUCACCAACCGGAGAGGAGGGGGCAAGUCCCACAAGCGGGGGCUGUCUGUGCGAAAGGCGAGGCGAGGGAGGGAGUACGCUGCACUCAGGGACCUGGGGGUCAAAGCCUUGGAUGAUGUUUUCAAAAUGGCGGCCCCGUCAUUGAAGGAAGCCACAGACAUGCGGGAGAACAUGCAGAACUCGGUGGCAGUUUUCAGGGAUCUGUGUGGGGUGUCAGCGGUGGCUAACCUCAUGCAGUGUGUGUUGGCCCUGGGGACCCGUGUUUCGGGCGCUGAUGGGGCCCCCCUGCUGCUGUUUGAGCUGAAGGAGCAGUACCCCUCCAUGGAGUCUCAGGGGCCCCUGCCGGACGUCCUACGCAGGGUGGUGUCCACUUAUGAAAUGAUGAUCCAGGCGAGUAGAGCGGUGAUGGAGCUGUCAGACGGAGUCUACGACAGGAUCCUACAGAUACAGACAACAGCCAUGGAGUUCCAUGAGAAGUUAAAGCCCAUGGCAGUGAAGGAGGGGCUUAAAGGUCGAAAGGUCACCAGAGCUGUGGAGAGUUUCAGCUGGAACAUCACAAUACUGAAGGGGCAGGCAGACCUGCUGAAACGGGCUAAGACGGAGGUACAGGAGAACAUAAAGCAGGUCCACUACGCUGCCCUGACCUCUAACCUCAGUAAGGGCGGGACAGGAGAGACAACCCACACCCGGCGCAGCCUGGACGCCCUUCCAAUGUCGGGUACAGCUCCGGCAAGAAGUUUCCCUUAGUCACAGACAGGUCUAGGAACAGUUUACCUGUCUAAAAUUACAUAUUGAACCAUAAGGGGGAAAUGUAAAAACGGACCGUAGGUCCGUUUCUAAGGGCACAAUCGUCCUAUUCUGAGGAUUAUCAGGAUGAUAAGAAGUUGCUACAUACGUUCUAUAGUGAUAGGCUCCUUCUGCAACUCACCCAGGGGCUGCUGGAGAUUAGUCUGCCAUUUUCUCCAGACAACGAUGAGGAAGAAGGAGGAUGGACUCAGUUGAAGAGAAAAACUCCUGUUAUAGCACUGCCAAGAGGGAGGAGUAAUGUCGAAGACACUGGAGACAGGAAUGUAGAGAGGAAUGAAGGAAUGAGGUCUGAGAGAAAGAGAGAGACAAUCAGACUGCCCUGUCCCCUACUUUGUAUGCAGCUAUAAAUAAGAAAUGUUUAAUCCUGCUCUCUAUGGGGCCGAUUCAGACCCGAGUUAUGCACUUGUAAAUGGAACUUAAUUCCCUUUUUAUGCGCUUUUCUUUAAAACGUAUUCUGACCUUGAAUUUAAAAAAUGUUUCAGCCAGCUAUUCUUUCAGAGUGGAGAUCAGAGAAAUUAAUACAUUUAAAAAACUGAAAUAUCACAUUUACAUAAGUAUUCAGACCCUUUACUCAGUACUUUUUGAAGCAUCUUUGGCAGUGAUUCCAGCUGCAAGUCUUCU
Molecule: messenger RNA, 5007 nt
Organism: Oncorhynchus tshawytscha (Chinook salmon)
Lineage: Eukaryota; Metazoa; Chordata; Actinopteri; Salmoniformes; Salmonidae
Product: inactive phospholipase C-like protein 2
Exons: 12
Coding region: 676-4326 (1216 amino acids)
Biological process (GO): lipid metabolic process; intracellular signal transduction
Molecular function (GO): phosphatidylinositol-4,5-bisphosphate phospholipase C activity
Source: RefSeq, a predicted model, not a curated record